CCCGACGCCUCCAGACCCCGGAGGUCAGACUUGCAGGCCAACAGGUGGACGGACCCACGGCCUCCCUGUCCUCUUCCGACAGGGCCAACCCCGGCGGUACUUCAGCCUUGCCAGGCUGCGGCGGGCGCAGUGCGGAGCAUCCUCCCCGAGGUGCCUGCUGCUGCCCGCCCCUUCUCCCGCUCCCUCUCGCCUGCUGGCCCUCCUCGCCUCUCCUUCCCGGAAUUGGCAAGCCCCCAAAUCUCGCCAGUGCCUCUUAGCAGCCUCCCCUUCCUAGUCCCCGUGCCUUCCCACGCGCCACGACCCCCUCGCGGCCAUGAGCGCCCCCAUCAGCAAGAGCCGCUCCCUCGCCGCCUUCCUGCAGCACCUGCGCAGCCUGGGGCAGCCCCCCAGACCCGUGACGUCUGCGUCGGGCGCGCCCCCUCAGCCGCCCAAGGUGCCCCUCUGCCCGCUGAUGGCACCGGGCGACAUGCAGAACGCCACCGCCCUGCCUGGCCCCACCAAUUGGCCACUGCUGGGCAGCCUGCUGGAGAUUCUCUGGAAAGGGGGUCUCAAGAAACAGCACGACACCUUGGCGGAGUACCACAGGAAGUAUGGCAAGAUUUUCCGCAUGAAGCUGGGCUCCUUCGACUCGGUGCACCUGGGCUCGCCCUGCCUGCUGGAAGCGCUGUACCGCACCGAGAGCGCGUACCCACAGCGGCUGGAGGUCAAGCCCUGGAAAGCCUACCGCGACUACCGCGAGGAGGGCUACGGGCUGCUGAUUCUGGAAGGAAAAGACUGGCAGAGGGUCCGGAGUGCCUUUCAAAAGAAAUUAAUGAAACCAGUGGAAAUUAUGAAGCUGGACAGCAAGAUCAAUGAGGUCUUGGCUGAUUUUAUGGGGAGACUAGACGAGCUCUGUGAUGAGCGAGGCCACAUCGAGGACUUAUACAGUGAGCUGAACAAAUGGUCAUUUGAAAGUAUCUGCCUGGUGUUAUAUGAGAGGAGAUUCGGGCUCCUUCAGAAGAAUGCAGAGGAUGAAGCUUUGAACUUCAUCACGGCCAUCAAGACAAUGAUGAGCACAUUUGGGAAGAUGAUGGUCACCCCUGUGGAGCUGCACAAGCGCCUCAACACGAAGAUCUGGCAGGACCACACUCUGGCCUGGGACACCAUUUUCAAAUCAGUCAAGACCUGUAUCAACAACCGGUUAGAGAAAUACUCUCAGCUGCCUAGUGCCGAUUUCCUCUGCGACAUUUAUCACCACAAUCAGCUUUCAAAGAAAGAAUUGUACGCUGCUGUCACUGAGCUCCAGCUGGCCGCUGUGGAAACGACCGCAAACAGCUUAAUGUGGAUUCUCUACAAUUUAUCCCGAAACCCGCAAGUGCAGCAAAAGCUUCGUCAGGAAAUCCUGAGUGUUUUGCCUGAGAAUCGGCCACCACGGGCAGAAGACCUGAGGAACAUGCCGUAUUUAAAGGCCUGUCUGAAAGAAUCUAUGAGGCUCACGCCGAGUGUACCGUUUACAACUCGAACUCUUGACAAGGCGACAGUGCUGGGCGAAUACACUUUACCCAAAGGAACAGUGUUAAUGCUCAAUACCCACGUGUUGGGGUCCAGUGAAGACAAUUUUGAAGAUUCAAGUCAGUUUAGACCCGAACGUUGGCUUCAAGAGAAGAAGAUCAAUCCUUUUGCGCAUCUUCCCUUUGGCAUUGGGAAGAGGAUGUGCAUUGGUCGCCGGCUAGCCGAGCUCCAGCUCCACUUAGCUCUCUGCUGGAUCAUCCGCAAAUACGACAUCGUGGCCACGGACAAUGAGCCUGUUGAGAUGCUGCACCUGGGUAUUCUGGUACCCAGCCGGGAGCUCCCUAUUGCUUUCCGCCAGCGAUGAGAUGUCUCAGAUUUUCUUUUUAACCAAGAUGAAGAACCGCAGCUUUUUCUCUUCGGCAAGAAAGGUGCUUACAGCUUCUGCAUUGCUGGGAAACAAACUUCAAAAACCAGAGCACGCAAGAGCGUUCAUUUAACAAUAUCUAUGCCCGGGCGUUUAUAUUGUCUUCUGUCCAAAUGUUCCAGAAGCUGCACUGUAUUUACAUGGCGUUUCUCCAGGUCGCAUCCAACUCAGUGGACUGAGCGCUGGGAGACAAGGCACGCUGGGGUCUACUGUAUCUUCAUUUUGAGCUGGUGUCUAUACCAUCCUCACUGACCCAGAAGGCCUCAUGCUGAUCCUGUUUUUUCUGGCACCUUCUACGUUACCAAGGGAGGCUAGGCACUUGUCAAUCAGUUCAAUUUCACUUGUCAAUCAGUUACUAAAUGUGCCAGCCCCUGGCCUACCAAAUUCAUUAUUCAAAUCUUUCGUUUUCAAGAGAGCGUUUACAUUUAACAAGGAAAAGCCUACCAUAGCCGAGUGACCUGGGGUCCAAGGUAAUAGUGACAAUCCACUCACUGCCACGCUUUGUCAUGUAAUAGUCGGGAAAAUACCGGUCACAUAACGUCAGCAAUGCUAAAUGUUGGUUAAAGUUACUGUGCCCCUCAAAAUAGUUUUUCCUGAGGGCCAGCAUGUGGUAUGGCAGUUAAGGUGCUGGAUUUCCACAUGACUGUGACUGUGGUUCGAGUCCUGGACUUGGCUGCUUGAAAAUCAUGCCAGGUGCACAUGCAUGCAUGCCCA
This is a messenger RNA of Tupaia belangeri chinensis (Chinese tree shrew), 2629 nucleotides long. RefSeq names its product cytochrome P450 family 24 subfamily A member 1 (gene CYP24A1). The coding region runs from base 314 to 1855 and encodes 513 amino acids. The transcript has 12 exons. Gene Ontology annotation, biological process: cortisol metabolic process; cholesterol metabolic process; C21-steroid hormone biosynthetic process. NCBI's taxonomy places the organism in Eukaryota, Metazoa, Chordata, Mammalia, Scandentia, Tupaiidae. Gene Ontology annotation, molecular function: monooxygenase activity; iron ion binding; oxidoreductase activity, acting on paired donors, with incorporation or reduction of molecular oxygen. Gene Ontology annotation, cellular component: mitochondrial inner membrane. The record is from RefSeq and is a predicted model, not a curated record.